Molecule: messenger RNA, 2787 nt
Organism: Cryptotermes secundus
Lineage: Eukaryota; Metazoa; Arthropoda; Insecta; Blattodea; Kalotermitidae
Product: enoyl-CoA hydratase domain-containing protein 3, mitochondrial
Exons: 7
Coding region: 94-1050 (318 amino acids)
Cellular component (GO): mitochondrion
Molecular function (GO): hydro-lyase activity
Source: RefSeq, a predicted model, not a curated record
GGGUGUCAUUUCACGUGUACAGGUUGCUAUAGUAACAGGAUUCGAGUGGGUAUAAACAUUACAUAAACAAAUUAAGAAGAAAUAUCAAUACUAAUGCAACGUCAUAUGUCAGCGCAGGCAAAUUUACUGAUGAAAAUUUUUGUGAUGUCUAAUCCAAGUCGUAUGUCUUUGUCAGUAUGUAAACAUGUUUCCAGAAUUCGUGGAACUCCUCCAAAACGUAAUUUUACACAUACACACAGUUCACAUACGAGUAUAUUUACUGAACCACUGACAAAGACAAGUCAACUUGAUGGAGUACGGAAAAUCAUUAUGUCCAACCAGAAAACAAGGAAUGCUCUUUCACUUCAGAUGAUGGAAGAUCUCAUAAGUAAUAUUACAUUUAACCAAGAUGAUCCUGCCUUAAGAUGCAUUGUUCUAUAUGGUGAAGGAAAAGUAUUUUCAGCUGGCCACAAUCUUAAGGAGUUGACCAGCAAGGAAGGCAUUGAGCACCAUAACCAGGUGUUCUCCACAUGCUCUCGUCUAAUGCUAGGGAUCAUGCAGUGUCCUGUUCCAGUCAUAGCUGUAGUGCAAGGUUUGGCCGCUGCUGCCGGCUGCCAGCUGGUGGCAACUUGUGAUAUUGCUAUAUGCACAGAGAACAGCUCAUUCUCAACGCCUGGUGCCAAUUUUGGCAUUUUCUGCUCCACUCCUGGCAUUGCUGUAUGCCGAGCAGUUCCAAGGAAAGUUGCUGCUCAGAUGCUAUUCACUGGACUUCCUCUUACAGCUCAGGAGGCUUUGCAGGCAGGUCUUGUCAGUAAAGUCGUCUCACAAGAAGAGUUAGAUGAAGAAGUUAAAAAAGUUGUGGAUGCUAUCAUUCACAAAAGUCGUUCAGUAGUGGAAUUGGGAAAGAAGUUCUUGUAUGAACAGCUGGAGAUGGAUAUCAAAACGGCUUAUCGGCAUGGGCAAGAGAUAAUGGUGAAAAAUCUGACAAUGACUGACUGUCAAGAAGGAAUUCGAAGUUUCAUUGAGAAGAGGAAACCAAUCUGGACACAUGGUUUUGAGAAAUGUCACUAGAGGAUUGUAACUUGGCUUUUGGUAGUUUAAGGGUAACAGCUGAGACACAGAAUUGAAAAAUAUCACAUAAGUUUGGGAAAGCAGUUUUUAAUUAGUUGUAUUUUUCUUCACUGCACAAGUUUGCUGCAUCACAGUAUGGUAAACCUGUAAAGGUUGCCAUAGAAUAUGUUGCCUGCACUGUUUUAAGAAAACAAUAGAUUUUUGAUCCCUGACUAAUGAAGUAUAGUCAUCCGUAUCUUUCAGAGAAUUAAGUAAUGAUAUUUACAAACAGUAAUGGCUUGUCUGUAGAGACUAGGUCCAUUAUAAAUCAGUGAUAAAUACUGUGAUAAUAGCCACUCCAAACUAAAAUAUAUUAUUAUUGUUAUAAGAGUAAUAUUACCAAUGACAACAACAACAACAACAACAACAACAACAACAACAACAGUAAGCUACAAUAAAAUCGGAUGGCCAAGUAUGGCCAAAACAUGUAACAGUUUAAUUUUAAUUAUAAUUUUAAUAUUAUUUUAAAUUAAGGAGUAAUUGUAAACAAAGGUGCAUUAAAGACAGAAGUGAAAGUGAUACAUCAGUGCAACAGGAUGCUGAAAUACAAUAUUUUGGAUUAAUACCAGUAAUAAAUAUCAUGACUAGUGAUGUUAAAAAUAAAAAUAAAUAUAAAAAUGAAUUGUUAUCCAAAUUUUCAAAAAGUUCAUUUAAUACUGGGUUCUUUAUGUAUUUACUGAUCCUAAUUCCUCCUCUGUUAGAAGUUCCUAACCUAACAUUAUUUACAGGAUAAGUAAGGAUAGGACUCCAGUCAUUUAAUAAAGUCCACUUACCUGUAUCGCCACAGGACAUUAUUUACAUUUUUUACCUGCUAACAGUCUCCAUUGACUCAUGCAUGACAAACUGGUGAGGUUUCAGGAUCUCUGAGUUGAGAACAUGAAUUUUGCGUUAAAUAUGAUGUAUUCAGUUUCAUCCCAACAAAUAAUUAUGACUGAUUUGUGUCGUGCGUUAAAUUAACUAGAAAUUCUCAGCAGAUAAGUGUUUAAACUUUUAUAUUGAACAUGUAAUGUCAAUAUAUAUAUAUAUAUAUAUAUAUUCAGGAGAAUUUAAAAGGUGCAAUUAACAACUUAAUGACUUUCUAAGAAAAUGGAACUAAUAUAUUUUAAUGUUACAUAUUAUACUUACAAUUCUGAAUAACUUUAUUACAUACAUGAAAGCAUCCAUGGCCACACAAGAAAAUAAUGUUGGUGACUUAGAAGGGCCAUGGAUGUUAACUACUGGUCCAGAAUUGCUAAUGGAUGUUCAGUGUGUACAGCUUUUCCAGUCUUGUUUACUGUUUUCCAUUUUAAUAUGUUUAGAAAAUUAUUCAUUUCAAUUCUGUGAACAUACAAAGGUCAGAUAAAAUGUAGUGGCAACACCUCUGUAGUUCUGAAAUGAUUUUAUUACCUGAGUUAAACACACUUACUUUCCUUCAAUAUAAUCACCCCCCUUUUGUACCACCUUCUGCCAAAUGUGUGGAAGGCAUCAUACACCAUCUGCGCGUCCACUUCUGUUGAUGUCCAGCAGUGACCACCCUACAGCAUGACUAAUCUCCUCUCUUGUGUUGUAACAUGUCCCUCGCAGUGGUUCUUUCAUUUUGGCAAAGAGAUCAUAAUUGCAUGGACUCAUAUUGGGUGAGUAUGGCAGAUGUUGCAGUAUCUCCCAUCGCCAGCGGCAAAGGAGAUCCUUGACAGCAUCAGCAGUAUGAACCCUUGCAUU